Olea europaea var. sylvestris is the source of this 2316-nucleotide messenger RNA. Its product is annotated as zinc finger MYM-type protein 1-like. Gene Ontology annotation, molecular function: protein dimerization activity. The record is from RefSeq and is a predicted model, not a curated record. Bases 1 to 2316 code for a protein of 771 amino acids. The transcript is spliced from 3 exons. Lineage: Eukaryota; Viridiplantae; Streptophyta; Magnoliopsida; Lamiales; Oleaceae.
AUGUUAAAGGGUCCUUGUCAGCCCCAAAAUCAUGACUUUCCAAAACGACAAUUUGGAGUAACAAUUAGACGAUUCAAUCAUUCGUGGUUUAAAGAGUUCGGUAGUUGGUUGGAGUACAGUGUAGAGAAGGAUGCUGCUUAUUGUUUGUAUUGUUAUCUUUUCAGAACAAGUUCUGGAAAGCAAGGUAGAGGUGAGUCUUUUGUUGGCGAAGGUUUUACAUAUUGGAAAGAUAAAAAAAGGCUUCAUACUCAUGUUGGACUUCAUGAUAGUGCACAUAAUCAAGCUCGCAUUAAGUGUGAAGUGUUGAUGAAUCAAGAGCAACACAUUCAAUCAGUUUUCUACAAACAGUCAGAACAAGCAAGAAAUGCAUAUGUCACAUGCCUUAAUGCAUCCAUUGAUUGUGUUCGAGUUCUUUUGCGACAAGGGCACUCAUUUCGAGGUCAUGAUGAAUCUGAGGAUUCUUCCAAUCCAGGUAACUUCUUAGUGCAAUUGCAAUUUUUGGCUGCUCAUAAUGAAGCUAUCAAUGCCGUUACAUUGGGAAAUGCUCCUUACAAUUGCAAAUUGACAUCACCUGAUGUUCAAAAGGAUAUAGUAAAUGCUUGUGCUAUUGAAACGAUCAAUGUUAUUAUCAAAGAUGUUGGCGACUCACUAUUUUCUAUUCUAGUUGAUGAAUCUUGUGAUGUGUCAAUGAAGGAGCAAAUGUCUAUUGUUUUACGUUAUGUAGACAAUAGUGGGCAUGUCAAUGAACGCUUCAUAGGGAUUGAACAUGUUACAAGUACCACGGCUCUAUCACUUAAGACUGCAAUUGAUAAGGUAUUUUCUAGAUAUAACUUGAGUAUGUCUAGAUUGAGAGGACAAGGUUAUGAUGGAGCAAGUAAUAUGCAAGGUAAGUUUAAUGGUCUGAAAACACUCAUUUUGAAGGAGAGUCCAUGUGCCUUUUACAUUCACUGUUUUGCUCAUCAACUCCAACUUGCGCUUGUGGCUGUAGCAAAGAAGAACAUCCCUAUUACUAAUUUCUUUCGUGUGGUUGGGAACGUGAUAAAUACUGUUGGAGCAUCUUCCAAGCGUUGUGAUCUUUUUCGAGAAAAACAAUUAGACUUUAUUGUUGAGGCAUUGGAAAAAGGUGAGAUUUUAAGUGGACGGGGACUUAAUCAAGAAACAACCCUUCAGCGCUCUGGUGAUACACGAUGGAGUUCACAUUAUAAUUCUUUGGUCAGCUUACUUGCCAUGUUCUCUUCUGUUUUAGAUGUACUUGCAGUGAUUGUUGAAGAUGAAUCUUGUUCUUGUGAUCAAAGAUCCGAUGCAACAAAUUUAUUGGAGUUGAUACAAAGAUUUGAUUUUGCAUUUAAUCUACAGUUGAUGAGAAGUGUGUUGGCGAUGUCAAAUGAACUGUCAAAAGCAUUGCAAAGAAAAGAUCAAGAUAUUGUGAAUGCAAUGCAAUUGGUGAGAUUGUGCAAACGAAGACUCCAAAUAAUGAGAGAUGAAGGGUGGGACUCCUUUUUUGAAGAAGUAUGUUCUUUUUGUCAACAACAUUACAUUCAUGUACCCAAUAUGGAUGAUAUGUUUGUACGCCUUGCAAUUCGUGGUCGCCCUCAGCGUAAUUCUCCAGAAAUUACAAAUUUACAUCAUUAUCGAGUAGAUUUGUUCUACUCUGUCAUCGAUUUACAAUUUCAAGAAUUGAAUGAUCGUUUCUCGGAGGUAAAUACAGAGUUACUCCUUUGUGUAGCUUGUUUAUGCCCACAAGAUUCAUUUUCUUCUUUUGACAAGAAAAGCUUAAUUAAACUUGCUGAGCUUUAUCUAUUAGAUUUCUCUGCAGUAGAUGGCAUUGUACUUAGUGAUCAACUUGAGACUUAUAUUUUGGAUAUGCGCUCUAACAAAGAGUUUGAAGGGUUGAAUGGCCUUGGUGAUCUUGCGGAGAAGUUGGUUUUGACAAAGAAAGAUAAGGUAUAUCCAUUGGUUUACAGACUUUUGACUUUAGCAUUGAUUUUACCGGUUGCUACCGCUACUGUGGAGAGAGUUUUUUCUGCAAUGAACAUCGUAAAGAAUAGAUUGUGCAAUCGGAUGGCAUCAUUGCUUUCGAUGGUUUGCAUAUUACGAAAUGAGAUGAAUAUAUUUAAAAUUUUGAAUUCUUCAAAUGUUAGUGGGAAAUACACGUCAAAGAAAGCACAAAAAAAGACAAACUAUAAUGUUCGAGAAAUACUGCCUCAAAUUAUCAAGAAUGAUAGUUCAUAUCGAAAGAUGACUCAUCUGUCGAGAAUAAAUGAAACGAACUGUCAGGAACGACAGUUUAUUGCGACUAAUGGGUCACAUAACUGA